Messenger RNA from Ilex paraguariensis (yerba mate), 825 nucleotides. The record is from the annotation of a GenBank genome assembly. NCBI's taxonomy places the organism in Eukaryota, Viridiplantae, Streptophyta, Magnoliopsida, Aquifoliales, Aquifoliaceae.
AUGAUUGCAGCUGCUGAUGCAGAAGUUAAUGUUGUUUUGAAUGAUAAUCAGUCUGCUCAGUUAGGAUCAAAUGAGAGGGCACAGCAGCAGGGGAGGAUUGGUGUUCAAUUGAGGGACAAUGAUAAGGAGAGUGGGGGGAUGGGUUGGGUUGAUGGUAUUGUGGCUAAUUUGGAGGUUCCAUCACCUACUAUUGUGAAUUUGGAAUCUGAGCAAUUGAAGGAGCACACUGAAAAUGAUGUGGAAAUGGUCUUAGAAUGUGGAGAAGUGUCUCCAAUUGUUAAUGAUUCUGGGAUUGCUCUAAGUAAAGAGAAGGAACAAAGACUGGAAAGGGUGGUGUCUAAGGAGAAGGUAAAUGAAGGGGAAGUUCCUAUUUGUAAUACCAGCAAGCAUUUUUCUCCAUCUGCUGAUUCUUCUUUUUGGGUGAAUAAUGCUUACAGUGCUCAUGGUAAGAGUACCUUUUCUUUAGAUGAUGAGAAUGGAUUGGUGAAAGAUAAAGAACCUCCUGAUAAGGGAUUCUUCUCUGAUCAGGAGAAUCCCAUGGGCUUUGAAGAGAAUCUGGAGGAUCUAGAGAUUGCAAAUUCUACUGAUUUCAGUCCUAGGCAGCUGCCUAAAGGAUUUGCAUCUAGUGUUGGUUUCUCUGCCUUUGUGUUUAAUUCUCUUGCUGAAAAGAAUUUGUGGUUGUUAUGGAGUGAAAGGGUGGAGGUUAAAGUUGUUAUGGAAUUUGAACAAUCCUUAGCUGUGACUGUUUCACAUUUGGGUUCUCCUCCAGUUUUAGUUACUGUGGUCUAUGCCUGCUGUGACCAUGUGUUGAGGAGGCCAUUAUGA